This is a messenger RNA of Botrytis cinerea B05.10, 1386 nucleotides long. RefSeq lists its product as hypothetical. The record is from RefSeq and is a predicted model, not a curated record. The transcript has 3 exons. Lineage: Eukaryota; Fungi; Ascomycota; Leotiomycetes; Helotiales; Sclerotiniaceae. The coding region runs from base 361 to 1098 and encodes 245 amino acids.
GACGCAGAAUAGUAUUACCUCGAUUUUCAUUGGCCAUUCUUAUCGUUAUCAACAAUUUCUAUCUCUGAUAAGGAUCAAAACUUUUUUUGUCGGCCGUGCAAGGCUACGAGCUUGCAAUAAUGAUGCAUUUCUCAGUUUAUUCUCAUCCGAACUUACUUCUUCACUUUUCACAUACAACCAAAACUGCUCGCUUCUUUUUUCAACUUUUGUCUGGAAAAGUACAAUCUCAUCCGCAUGUGAGCAUCAACAUAAUUCAAACGAACUGACGAGAACAGUUCACAGUAAACAUUUGUUUCCUCUCACCCGUUAGUUUGUUGAAAAGCUCCAAGUACACGCAGGCCUCUAUCGUUCUUCAGCAUUAUGGAUACUAUGGAAAUCUCUUUCGAGGGUGGUCACUCAUCCGAACCCAUCAAUCUCAAAAACCAAUUCAGCGUUAGUGUAGCAGAGGCGCCAGUCGAAAUUAUCGAUCUCACAAAUCGUGUCGCUAUGGAGAGGCCUUCUGUCGAUGCGAAACUCUGCACCCUAUGCAAGGAGAACAAUUACAAAUACAAUUGCAGAUAUUGUGAUGUGAAAUACUGCUCUGUAAAAUGUUCCAAUAUACAUAAAGCCGAAACCAACGACCACGAAGAAGAGAAGGAGAAACUUGCCUCUGCGCAACCUCCUACUAAAGCCCCAUCACCUAUAUCCAAAGCAAAUACCGCGGCGCGAGCAGGAACUCUAGCAGCAGCCAACGCCAAAGGACCAUUCGAGCCUCUGGACAACUCGAAGGAGCUUGAAGCACUGUUCAAGAAAUACCCAAAUCUACGUUCACAUCUCGAAACGGUCGAUGCUGCCACUCUCCGUCCUACAGGGUUCAAUUCACAUAAAUGGAACCAAGAUCAGGGGUGGGAAAAUGGGAGGAAAGCUUUACAGAACGCAAAAUGUUAUUAUGGAAAAGAUGGCGAGGGCAUUCGAGAGUACUGUGAACUUGUUUUACGGCUUCUAGGUGAUGAAGAUGAGCAGGACGAAGAGGCGGCAGCAGAGCUUUUACGAAAAGAAGCCUUGGCCGAAAGCACCAGGGUUGUUCGCGCAUUACUGGAAUCUGAGAAGAGAAGAUGAAGAGAUUACGAGAUGCCAGUAUCAGUUUACAAAUUAAUGAGACCUCGCAUUGGAAAGGCGACAAUGGUAUGAUGCACACGCCAAAUAUAUACGUCUAGGCGAAAAUGAGUAUGUUCGACAAUAUUAUCAAGAACUUCCUGGAUCCAUUUUGGGCAGACGGAAGAUUGAAUGAAGUUGUCAUUUUGUCCCAAUAGGAUAUCAUGCACACCAGGCUUAGGAGGACGAGACACAGUUAAGAGUCAGAAGUUAACACGCUCUGGAAAACAAAUUAAUAGAUACCCUUGAACA